UUCAAUAUGCCGCUAUCAGCUGAUUGUGACAUUUAUAGUUAAUAAACAAUUUUGCAAUUAGGAUUCAACUAAAUAUAAAGAUGUCAACAAAUGGUAAUUAUUAAUGAGGUGCACCCGUUAUGAAAAGGCUGAAAUUAGAAUCAAAAUCGACCGCGAACGGCAAAGUGAAAGAAGAACAGGACGAAUAUGAACUUGAACCGUCCGCCUUUAAUCCAAAAUACCGCGUUUGUCCAUACCUGGAUACAAUCAAUCGGCACUUAUUGGAUUUUGAUUUCGAGAAACUCUGUUCCAUCUCACUAACGCGCAUAAACGUUUACGCGUGUCUAGUGUGCGGUAAAUAUUUUCAAGGACGUGGCACCAACACACACGCUUAUACGCAUUCUGUAUCGGAAGCACAUCACGUUUUUCUAAAUCUACAAACGUUACGCUUCUAUUGCCUGCCAUUUUUUUAUGAAAUUAUCGACUCUUCAUUAGACGAUAUCAAAUAUGUGCUGAAUCCCACAUUUGAACCUAAAGAGAUAAGACAACUAGAUCGCUCCGAACCGAAAUAUUCUCGAACAGUGGACGGCACUUUAUAUCUACCCGGUGUUGUGGGUUUGAACAACAUAAAAGCUAACGAUUAUUGUAACGUUGUGCUGCAUGCAUUAUCACAUGUAGGACCACUGCGUGAUUACUUCCUACGUGAGCAGAAUUAUGCGAAAAUAAAACGACCACCAGGUGAUUCCAUCUUUAACUUGGUACAACGUUUCGGUGAACUUAUGCGUAAAAUGUGGAAUCCACGUAAUUUUAAAGCGCACGUCUCACCGCACGAAAUGCUACAAGCUGUAGUGUUGUGGUCAAACAAACGUUUUCAAAUCACUGAACAAGGCGAUCCUAUCGAUUUUCUGUCAUGGUUCCUGCAUACGCUGCAUCGUGCUAUGAAGGGUAAUAAGAAACCCGAUUCGUCUAUUAUUUAUAAAAUCUUUUUAGGGGAAAUGAAAAUUUAUACACGCAAAAUACCACCUGUAGAACUGGAUGAUACGCAAAAAUCAUUACUUUUGGCCACAGAAGAAUACCAGGAAAAAUGUGAGGAAUCAAAUUUUCUAUAUUUAACUUGUGAUCUACCCCCACCGCCGCUUUUCACCGAUGAAUUUCGGGAGAAUAUUAUACCGCAAGUCAAUCUUUAUCAAUUGCUGGCGAAAUUCAACGGCUCUACAGAGAAAGAAUACAAUACGUAUAAGGAUAACUUUUUGAAACGUUUCGAAAUCACGCGUUUGCCCCAGUAUAUCAUAUUGUAUAUUAAACGCUUCACAAAAAAUACCUUCUUCCUGGAGAAGAACCCAACAAUUGUUAAUUUCCCUAUCAAAAACGUUGAUUUUGGCGAUAUACUUUCGAUGAAAAACAAGGAACAGCUCAAAAAUACAAAAUAUAAUUUGGUAGCGAAUAUUGUACAUGAUGGUGAGCCGAAGAAAGGAACAUAUCGAGCGCAUAUUUUGCAUAAAGCUAACGGUCAGUGGUAUGAGAUGCAAGAUUUGCACGUUACGGAAAUUUUGCCACAGAUGAUCACACUCACAGAGUCGUACAUACAAAUUUAUGAGCGCAAUAACGAAUGAUAAAUACCCUCAUUUGCAUUUCAAUUGAUUCUACUUAGUUAAGUAUGCAUUAAAUUAAAGUUUUUUUAAUUAAGAAAUUUAAA
Molecule: messenger RNA, 1675 nt
Organism: Ceratitis capitata (Mediterranean fruit fly)
Lineage: Eukaryota; Metazoa; Arthropoda; Insecta; Diptera; Tephritidae
Gene: Usp39
Product: U4/U6.U5 tri-snRNP-associated protein 2
Exons: 4
Coding region: 120-1592 (490 amino acids)
Biological process (GO): protein deubiquitination; mRNA processing; spliceosomal complex assembly
Molecular function (GO): cysteine-type deubiquitinase activity; zinc ion binding
Source: RefSeq, a predicted model, not a curated record